AGCGACGUCGACCGAUUGAUUUAGUUUCUGACAUGAUACCCCCUCCCGCCUCCCGAUGCAGCCAGGGACAUAUAUCACACGUGAGUAUUCGUUUUACUCGGUCGGGUGAGAAGUACAUUCAUUGUUUGAUUUUACGGGCUGGGGCAAUUUAGUUUUUGUUGUAUUGUGCGCUAGUGUCUGUGUCACUGUCAGGCAAACAAUCAGAAUAACAAGUACAGCUCGGAGGAUGCACUAAUCAUGGGCACCACAGAACAACCGAUCGAAGUCGAACCUUCCGGGAAGUAGUCGCAAGUAGUACCUAGUAGUAAAACUACAAGCAGCGGCAAACCAGACCACGUUCCACUCAAUCCUUCUUUCGAAAAGCGAAAAAGAAGAGCCCCGACACAACGGCAACGACCACUUCUACCCAGCUGCAGACCUGGUCAAAUAGAUACUAAAGCUCCAGAACCAUGAAAUUCGACAUUCUGAAUCUGGCUUUUGCCUUCCUGUUUGACAGAGAAACCAACGGCGACCUUCCCUUCUACGCCCGGUUUGUCGAGUCUUUGUCUACCUUGUCCUAUGAACUGCAAAAGUAUCGUACUCGCAGUACCAGUAUUGCAAUACCAGUACUGACAAAUGGAAUUUGUCACGUUGAUUCAGCUUGAAAAAGAAAUUUGUCUUGCAUAAGUGCGAUUAGUACGAGUGCGAUGCUUGUGCACAGGAUAUGUCCGAUGCCUUCCGCUUGUUCGGCUUUGAGAAGACCUACUCCUCCUUCAACGGGGGGAAGGAAGCAACGGUUUUGCUGUAUUUGAUGCUCAUGGUCCUCGACGAAAGAUAUGAGGUCUUCAAGAGCGGAGGAACAAUUUUGGACGAGAAAAACACUUCCGCUACUAGUAUAAAAGCUGCUGGACAACAAGAGAAAGAAAAGCGCGACUCGGUUGCCAGCACAGCGGCAAGUAGUGCAGCGACUCCGAAUAUCAUAAGCAGGGCCGCGAGAAGUGCGUCUUUCCCACCAACGACAACGUCGGCACAACAGGUGCAGGAGCAGCUGACGGGCAGCACAGUAGCAUCCUCGUCGUCCACCUCUUCCACACCAGAAGGAGCACUAGCGCAGCCUCCUUUUACGAACCAAAUCCGCGCUGUCCAUUUCGUCCAGCAAAACGAUAGCGAAUUUCCGGAAAUUUUGAAAUUCGUCAAACAGUGCGACACGUACUUCGGAACGAACCAUUUGAAAGUCCUAUGCAGCGCAAAAGUGUCUGGGUCUGGAAGGAUGCGGGAUUUGUCAUGCUAGUCGGGCAUGGCACUGAGCUCCGUAUUGUGUGGCCAGCAAUAAGAGCUCCUCUUAUCAGUCAUGCAAAAACACUGUUUGUUAUGCGGAAUACGCAACACGGCAGCAAGGAUAAAUCUGUCAUGCCUGGCGGUGCAUUACAGUGUGCUUUCUUCUCACUGACAUGCAUCACAAAUGGGCAGGAGACCCAGACAUAUUUGCAAUGGAUAAAUCCUAGCUCUCGAAGAAGUUCAAACCGGGUGGAAGGACGGGAUCGAGUCCCUGCUUUAUCCUGUGCAAAAGUAUCGUACUCGUAGCAAUCGCAGUCAUGCAUUACAAAUAUUUUUCUUGAGGUAAAUCCGCAUUACAAAUCUUAUUUCUCAUGCUCGAGGAAAUUUGUAAUGCAUUUAUACGACUACGAUAUCAUACUUUUGGUUUUGCAAUGCAUAUGCUCAACCGCCACACGAUAAUAGAAGCAGCUGAAAGUGGAACCACGACAACGUCUUUGAACAAGCAGCACAAGCAGCUCAUCUGCUUCGCUUUGGGAACGAGAAAAACGGAUCCGAACGCGGGUGCGAGGCCGGAAAAAUUCGAACCGUCAAGCACGUGGCUGAAGGGGCUGGAUUUAUCCUGUGCAAAAGUAAUAUCGUACUCGUAUUGCAAUCAUGCAUUACAAAUCUUUUUCUCAUGUAAAAUCCGCAUUACAAAUUUUAUUUCUCAUGCUGAGGAAAUUUGUAUUGCAUCUAUACGAGUGCGAUACUUUUGCAAUUCAUAGGAUUUUUUCCGGUGUAAUCCCAUCCUGGACUGGGAAUACCAGGAUGUUUGGACGUAUAAGGACGCUAAUCUGUUUAUGGUUUCAAUAUUCUACAACUUUCUAAUAUUUUUUUCGUAGGGAGGUCGUGUAAUUGUAGCAGCUGAUCAUCCCCGUGUCAAAUGUCUGUCAAAUGUCUUGUUUCUGAUCAUGCAAAACCUUCUUUAUGUUCCAAGCGCAACAACAUCGUUAUGAAUCAAUCAGGUUUCUCCGCGAUUUCCAGCUGCCUUAUUGCGAACUGUACGAUAGGGGAUACACGUCGAUUGGAACCGUGAAGGACUCCGAGCCAAAUCCGCACCUGAAAAUAGAUAAUGGUGAUGCAGCAGGGGCAGGAGUUGUUGUUGAGGGGCAAAGCGAAUACUAUCUCCCGGCCUGGGAGCUGAAGGACCCGAGUCUCGAGCGGCUGGGGAGGACGAAGAAAAAGUAAUUCAGGAGGUUCAAGUAAAUAAAUAGCGUCCUCUGGAGCUGUCAUCUCUUUGCGACGAAAAGAGUUUCUUUUUUCAUCCCUCCAUCCUCGUCAUGGGGGAGAACAAUUUUUCUACGUGUUUAUCAACAACGUCAUGACUUUUUCAAGCAGGACACUGCAAUAGAUCAUCAAUAUAUGAAUUUUGUUGAUUUUCCCGACGCCCUCAGCCUCACGACGCAGCAAGUACGAGUAGAUAAGUAGCGCUUGCACAUGGUUACAGCUCAGCAGCCGCAGCACUGCACGACCUCGGCACCUUUGCAGAGCAGGAGAUAGAAAAGAUACUGAUCUAGUUUGUAGAAGUUGCCCUCUGGCACUUUAUGUAGUCGCGGGAGGGCUUCUUUACCGAUGGGUUUCUGGUUUUAUCCGCAUCAUUUUCGUCGAUGUUUACUGUUGACGCUUUCGCCCUCAUCUUAGCAGGCACAAAUUUCAACUACCCACAGACACGACUACGACACAAGCGAUGGUCUUCCAUGUACCUACUUGUAAAAACAGUCUUCCAAAUCUACGAAGAAAGUCAAAGUUCAGCGAAAG
Amoebophrya sp. A120 is the source of this 3054-nucleotide messenger RNA. NCBI's taxonomy places the organism in Eukaryota, Dinophyceae, Syndiniales, Amoebophryaceae. The record is from the annotation of a GenBank genome assembly.